Perca fluviatilis (European perch) is the source of this 3205-nucleotide messenger RNA. RefSeq names its product chemokine-like receptor 1. Gene Ontology annotation, molecular function: G protein-coupled receptor activity; complement receptor activity. NCBI's taxonomy places the organism in Eukaryota, Metazoa, Chordata, Actinopteri, Perciformes, Percidae. The record is from RefSeq and is a predicted model, not a curated record. The transcript is spliced from 2 exons. Gene Ontology annotation, cellular component: plasma membrane. Gene Ontology annotation, biological process: positive regulation of cytosolic calcium ion concentration; phospholipase C-activating G protein-coupled receptor signaling pathway; complement receptor mediated signaling pathway. Bases 80 to 1222 code for a protein of 380 amino acids.
CUGCUCUGAGUUGUCCGGUGUGAUUCUUGCAGCGGACACCUCCUCAUCGGACUGGCGCUUUGAGGAAGGUCUCAAGACAAUGAUGGAGCUAAUGGCCGCUACCCCUUUCUAUCACAUCAAUGCAACAGAUGUUACUGGAAGAAAUGGCUCUUUGUAUGAUGACGACGAUGAGUAUGAGUAUAAAGAUGAACAUGCUGAGCUGAGACAGUCUCUUAACAUCAUGUCUCUCAUUGUUUACUGCCUGGCCUUUGUUCUUGGUGUGCUCGGUAAUGGAGUGGUUAUCUGGGUGACCGGGUUCAAGAUGAAGAAAACUGUUAAUACAGUUUGGUUCCUCAACCUCGCUUUGGCCGACUUCCUCUUCACAGCAUUCCUGCCCCUGAGUGUGACAUACACAGCUAUGGACUUCCACUGGCCUUUCGGCAACUUCAUGUGUAAACUAAACAGCACUAUAAGUUUUCUGAACAUGUUUGCCAGUGUCUACAUUCUGGUGGUGAUCAGUGUGGACAGAUGUGUGUCUGUGGUGUGGCCCGUCUGGGCCCAGAACCACCGAAGUGUACGCAAGGCGUCCUUUGUGAGUCUGGGUGUUUGGGUUCUGGCUCUGAUUCUCAGUGCUCCAUACUUCAUCUUCAGGGACACUGGGCCAUCAUAUAACAAUGACGACAUCAUCAACUGCUUCAACAACUUUGCUUUUUCUGAUGACUAUGAAACACCGUCUGUGAAUCAGCUGCGACAGUUCCGUCAUCAGGCCAUGACCAUCACCCGCUUCCUCCUGGGAUUUGUUGUUCCCUUCACUGUCAUUGUCUCCUGUUAUGCUGUGAUAAUCCAUCGUCUCAGAAGAAACCGUACCCUGGCCAGCCAAUCAAGUCGCCCCUUUAAGAUCAUCGCUGCAGUUAUCACCACUUUCUUCCUGUGCUGGGCUCCUUAUCACAUCAUGGCUUUAAUUGAGUUAGUAAACCACAUGGCUUAUCAUGCAAGUGAAACAUUAGACCAUGUCACCACUAUCGGAGUCCCUAUAGCAACCAGCCUGGCCUUUCUCAACAGUUGCCUGAACCCACUGCUGUAUGUGUUCAUGGGCCAAGAUUUCAAGGAUAAAGUCCGCAAAUCCAUCCUGAAUGUUUUGGAGACUGCCUUCCAGGAAGAGGUUUCUCGUUCUUAUACCUACACAAACUCAAUGGUUACCAGUCGGAGCAAAGAAAAGUCUGUUUCUGAUGCCGAGGUAUAAGGUUAUCCAUGACAUAAAUAAACAAAUACUGUAACUGUACAUAGCAAAUGUAACUGUAUAUAACAAAUAUCUUAGCUUUUGUUGUUUUUUCAUUCCCUCAAGGCGAUCUGUAUACAUUAUCUGAAAUUGAAACAUUUCACCUGUUACCAUUUGAUUGAUAUAGGUUUUUUUAUGAUUGGAAACUUGACAUACAGCUUUCACCGUGUUUAAGGUCUGUUAGAGCAGAUAGGUGGUAAUAUUACACAAUAACUUCUAGAUCCAUUUGUGAUGCAUUUGUGGGAUAAAACAUUUUGAAAUAAUAAAAAAGCUUUAUAAAUAAUAAUAAUAAUAAUAAUAAAGCUUAUUUAUAUAGUGCUUCACAAGGGAAAAAAGAAAGAAAACAGAACACACACACACAUAAAUAAACACAUGCAGACUAACACAUACUCAUUUGCCCAAAUUGAAUAACCUGUAGAGCAAGUGGCUACAUUUAUCUUUUGAGAAACAGUGGUGCCUCUUCACUGCACAGUCCUCUUAUUGGCUGCAUUUUGACUCACCUUCAGUCUGUACCAUACUAGACCUAGUGGAUAUGUAAUGUGCCAUCUUCUUUGACAAGAGAAACCAGUCAUAAUUUCAAAAUAGGUAUUACAUCAGUUUAUGGUUUAAUGUUUGCAACACAAGCAACAAACCUAUAACAUUUAGUUGGCAAAGGGAACUUUAUGUUUUUCAUCUGUCACAUACACUCCAGAUGUUGAUUACUAUAGAAUAUCCCUGCCUGUAUGUGAUGUCAAAGAAAACAAGCAACAAAACAAGUCCCAUUUGCUUAUAGGCCAUGAGUGUGGGCCACAAAGAACAUAAUGCCUUUCGUAGUAGGCUGUAAACUAACGUAUUGAAGAGUAAUAAUAUAGAAUCUACAGUGUGAAAGUGAUGGAGAAGCACUGCACAAACAGGCUUAAAGCAAGUCAAUUUCCAAACUUGCCCCUCACACACAACUAAACCCAGCCACUGAUCCUAUCCGAUGUGUGUGCAUGACAAAAUUGUGCCCAUUACAGUGACCACAAAGACCAUCUUUGGGUAUGUACAAAGUGAAAGUGAGGUGGGCAGCUACUUCACGUAAUUAUACUAGUUUAGUUUAAUUCAUUCAGUCUGUAUAGUAAUUUUCAUUAAGGAAAUCACCCUGUAAUGUCUAUUUCUUAUGUCGCCUGCCAGGUGGCAUAGCCAGAAAGUGAUUUAAUGGACUUUUGACUGCUCCAUGUCUUCUGCAUGCUUUGAUAAAUAUAAUUUUUUUUUUUUUUUACAAUUGUUAUUCAGCACUAGGACAGGCUAAUGUAAGCUCAGUAAGUACCUUAAUAGUGACUUUGAGAUUAUUAUGCUUAAAAGUAGCAGCUGCAUUGUAUACUUCGCUUGGUGUAAUCUUUGGAUCACUGUUUUUUGGGGGGGAAAUGUCUGAUAUGUAAGUACAUGCAUAUUGUGCUAUAAUCUGAAAGUUUUAAUGUAUCAUUUCCCCCAUUUUUCUACAGAUUAUUUUCAUUAUCAAUUAAUCUGCCAGUUUCUGGAUUUUCUCUCAAUAACGCAUAUGUUUUAUAAAGGAAAUAGCAUAAAAUUGUUCUUCCCACUUUCCUAGAGUUCAAUGUGACAUCUACAAGUGUCUUAUUUUGUCUGAACAGCACACAGAAAACUAAUAUAUUCAGUUUAAAAAUAAAGAUCACGAAAGAACACCAAGUACUAACAUUUUAGAAGCUAGAACCAGUAAAUAUUUGGCAUUUGUUAAAUUAAAAGAUCAAUCAGGUAUUAGUCGACUAAUUGAAUGGAAAGAAUUUGGAAUGGCACACAUAUUCUAUGUACUGUAUGACUUUGAUAUAAGUGGCAUAUUGGGAUUUAAUAACCUCUCUUUUGAACCUAUCUAUGAAAGAUUUAUUGUGAUGUAACCAAUGAUAAUUUGAUUGUUUUUUAGCCUCAGUGGACAACUCUGCCAAGAGUCCAUAAAUGGUGAUAAUAAUGUUA